Messenger RNA from Mangifera indica (mango), 2013 nucleotides. Its product is annotated as ammonium transporter 1 member 3-like. Gene Ontology annotation, cellular component: membrane. Bases 462 to 1943 code for a protein of 493 amino acids. The transcript has a single exon. The record is from RefSeq and is a predicted model, not a curated record. Gene Ontology annotation, biological process: ammonium transmembrane transport; ammonium homeostasis. Gene Ontology annotation, molecular function: ammonium channel activity. NCBI's taxonomy places the organism in Eukaryota, Viridiplantae, Streptophyta, Magnoliopsida, Sapindales, Anacardiaceae.
AAUAUUAAGCUUCCAACUUGCUUAUCUCAACUAUAAACAACCACGUGUUUCACUUUAUGAAAUUUUCUCUCUCAACCUAAUUAGGUGAUUCUAAAUUUGAUUAGCCAGAAUCUCAGUUAAUCCAGCAUCAGAAUCUCCUCAAAGUCAGAAACCAAAUACAACCCUGUUAUGGGUAUUAUCACAGAGGCCUAAAUUUUCAUUUGGCAGCACCUAGAGACUGAAAUAGAAUGCACAACCAGUCAACAGCUCAUGUAUCGACAAAUUCAGUUGUAGUGUACCACACUCAAAAGUAUCAAACUAUAAUUAAGAAAGGUAUAGUUACAGGAAUAUCUAUAGCAACUAGCUAGCUACCAUUCAAACGUAUGCCAUCACAUUAACAAACAAAACUAUCAAUCUAUAUCUUCUCUUUCGCUUCAACACCAAUCAUCCCUGUCUUUAUCUCUCUCUCCCUGUCUCAAAGAAUGAUGGAAGUCUCCUGGGAAAAAAGUGUCACAGAUUCUAUUAACACUGUUUAUCUUCUCUUUUCUGCAUAUUUAGUGUUUGUCAUGCAACUUGGUUUUGCCAUGCUAUGUGCUGGCUCAGUCCGAGCCAAAAAUGCUAUGAACAUCAUGCUUACAAAUGUUGUUGAUGCUGUUGUUGGUAGCAUUUCGUACUACCUCUUCGGCUUUGCUUUUUCAUUUGGUGAUGGCUCCGGUUCUAACCCUUUCAUUGGCACAAGCUUCUUUGCUCUCAAAGAUAUUCCCAACAGCACUUAUGACUAUAGCUAUUUCCUUUAUCAAUGGGCUUUUGCCAUAGCUGUUGCAGGAAUUACCAGUGGUUCCAUUGCUGAGAGAACCCAGUUCAGUGCUUACCUUGUUUUUUCAUUUUUCCUUACUGGGUUUGUGUACCCUGUUGUGGUUCACUGGGUUUGGUCAUCCAGUGGCUGGCUUAGUCCCAGUUCAAGUGACUUGCUUUUUGGUUCAGGUGCUAUUGACUUUGCUGGCAGUGGUGUGCUGCAUUUGGUAGGCGGCAUUGCUGGGCUUUGGGGUUCUUUAAUUGAAGGCCCACGAGUGGGCCGUUUUGAUGCAUUUGGCAAGCCUGUGCCAAUGCGUGGGCAUAAUGCAACCCUUGUGGUUCUUGGAACAUUCUUGUUGUGGUUUGGUUGGUUUGGGUUCAAUCCUGGAUCAUUUGACCAAAUUCUUGUGGCUUAUCCUUCCACCAUUGAUCAAGGUAACUGGACUGGAGUAGGAAGGACUGCAGUUACAACUACUUUAGCCGGAUCAACAGCCGGACUUGUAACACUCUUCGGCCGGCGAUUACUAGUUGGCCAUUGGGAUGCACUAGACGUUUGCAACGGGUUGCUUGGUGGGUUCGUCGCUAUUACUUCGGGUUGUUCAGUGGUUGACCCAUGGGCUGCAAUUGUUUGUGGUUUUUUUGCAGCUUGGGUCUUGAUUGGGCUUAACAUUUUAGCACUAAAACUGAACUUUGAUGACCCACUAGAGGCAACCCAAUUGCAUGGUGGGUGUGGUGCUUGGGGUUUGAUAUUCACAGGAUUGUUUGCCAAAAAAGACUACGUCAUUCAAGUGUUUAACUCAGGAGAGAGUGGCGUUGUGCGACCCUAUGGUCUCCUCAUGGGCGGGGGCUGGGGUCUAAUUGGAGCACAAGUGAUUGAGGUUUUAGUAAUUGUUGGAUGGGUUAGUGUGACAAUGGGACCUCUUUUUUAUGCUCUUUCUAAGCUAAAGGUUCUGAGAAUCCCUAUUGAAGAAGAAGUUGCAGGCCUUGAUAUAUCUAGCCAUGGAGGAUAUGCUUAUGUUGCCCAUCCUGAAGAAAGCCAUCCUCGCUUUUAUUCAGAUUACAAGAAGGUAAUUGGCACUAGACUGCUACUGUGUAAAAUUUCAAUGUAUCAAGUUCCCAAUGGACUAGUAAAAAUAAGGUGUCAAAUUGAAUAUUCUUUCUUUAAGUGAAGAAGUCACUACUGUUGUCAAGACUAAGAAAAAAAAACAAUACAGAAGUGCUCGUCAAAAGAUUUUUACA